AGUAAAGUCUUUGUAAAAUCAUGUGUAACUAGUAAUGAAUCCAAACAGAUUGGAAGUAAUACUCAGUCAAUCCAUGUUGUGCAUAUCAGGAUAUAAGGCCCCAAAGAACACUCAACAGCACUGGCACCAGACCUUUGCCAACUUGUAACCCUCCAAAACUCCAACCAUUUUCUACUAUCUCUUGCUCCACGACUCAUUUCUAUGUCCCCCUUGGUCCUGAACCCAAGAAGAAAUUGAGCAGGCCAUCUUGUUCCUUUUCCAUGUAUUUAGAAUGGUCGUAUAUUGUUAAAAGGAAGACAUCAAUGCUGUAUUUAAUAGUUAUGAAAGAGGAAUAAAAUUUGUCUCUUGUGAAUCUCUGAUUGUGCAUGUAUAUAUGCUGAAAAGUGAUGAAACUGUAACAGUUUUAAAUUUCAGUGAAGGUGAUUAUUUUAGGUACAUUAUAUACGAUAAGCAUUUCAAAAAUAAAUUUAGCUUUAUAUGUGUUUAUUAACAACAUGUGGCUUCAUUGCAAUUAGAUGAUGAAAAUGAUAGUGAUGGUGUAGUUAAACAAAGACGUAACCAAGUAUCUCAAGAACAUGAGGACUUGGUGGUGAAAGGUCCAUUACGGAGAAGAGGGCCUGGAACUCCUCAAGCAAGACAACCAGCGGCAGCUGGUCCACUGAAAAGGAGAGGAGAAUCCCCCCAGUCCAGAGCGUCACUUAAUGUGGCGUCAUUUGAAAUGGAUGACGAUGACGAGAGUGACAGUGUAGUUCCACAAAGGCGUGUUCAAGUAUCUCAAGAACACGAGGACUUAGUAGUAAAAGGUCCAUUACGGAGAAGAGGGGGCCCUCCACAAGCAAGACAACCUGUGGCAGCUGCUGACAGUGACGAGGACUUAACACAUGUGCAGCCCCGAAGACGUGUCCCAGCUGCAAACAAUCAACAUCAAGACGAUUACAACAGCUCUUGGCAGCGAGAAGAGUUGAGAUCUGAUCAUGACGUUCCUAUAGUAACAGCAGUGAGAAGACGUGAACCGAAUCAAGUCAGAAGACGUGAACCUGGAGCGCGGCCACGGACAGCAGAGGAUGUCGAAAUACGCAGGCGCAGUUUGCCUCAAGCUCCAACACAAAGUAGAGGCGCUCCUGGCCAGGUUUCUGCCAGUAGACGUCCUAACACGCCACCACACACACCAUCACCAAGGAAACCAGUGACACCCAGAGGUCAGCUGGCAGCACCUAGGAGAAUCCCAACGCCUCGAGGAGUGAGUCCGGCAAGAUCCAAUGGUGAUGACAGUUGGAGUGAGGGGUUCUACUGAUCACAUGCAGUAUUGCUCAGCAUUUAGGCGAGAAUGCACGGAAGUCUCGUGCCACUGCAAUAUUCAGAGACCAAAUCUAGUGUAUUUUAUUUGCGUGGACUACCAACUAUUUAGUUGUUUUACGCAAAUUCAGUGAUAAGGGUGAACUGGUCUCGAACAUUUUGCGUUCUCGACAAAAUGAACAAUCAUGCAAUGUGGACAAAUCGAGAUCUGGAAAAUUGGAUUCAAGCCAUGCUAUACAUUGUGCGGGAUGGGUGGGUAGUCAGUAUUUGUUUUAACAUAUUUGUUUAUUUUGAUUUUAUUUUUAAGUUUUAACCCUACACUAAUUGGACCAUUUUUAGGAUGGCGUCAAUAGCCCUUUUUACGCUCGUUUCCGUCUUGGGUGGAGACACGUUCUUGUGUCUGGGGGCGGUGAUCUUUUGGUGCUGACCAAAAGGAUCGCGGUCUCCGCAAACGAGAUUGUUUUAGGGAAUAUUGAUGACAUAAGUUGUGUUACAACAAGUCAACUAGGCGCUCACCUGACUUGCCAGCUUCUCUCGCUUCUCAAGACUUGCUAAGUUUGAUGAAGAUUAUCCCAACAUAACAAUUUGAUAUUCAAUCGGAAUCCGGUGAUCCGGUGACAGAUGAACGAUCGCCUGUGGCUGUGAAAAGUAGGCUCUCAAAGUAAAAUUAUAGCAGAAAGUCGUCGUUUUAAGGUGGUUCAAGACAGUUCCAGCAGUUAGAUUUUGAUGGGUCGUUUAUAACCACUCGUUAUCACUUGAUGCUAC
Orbicella faveolata is the source of this 2061-nucleotide messenger RNA. RefSeq lists its product as uncharacterized. Lineage: Eukaryota; Metazoa; Cnidaria; Anthozoa; Scleractinia; Merulinidae. Gene Ontology annotation, cellular component: microtubule plus-end. The record is from RefSeq and is a predicted model, not a curated record. Gene Ontology annotation, biological process: positive regulation of microtubule polymerization; cytoplasmic microtubule organization; microtubule nucleation.